UACUAAUGGCUGAUUCUGCUGUGGUGUUAAUUUGUAUUUAAAACCCAGACUUUAUAAAUAUUACUGUGACACAUGUGUACUAAAACUUUAUACAAUUUGGAACAAUUGAAAAAGUAAAAAGAGUAAUUUAUAAAAUUAGAUAUUAAUCUUUGAACGAAACAAACCAAUUUGGAAAGCAUUAGUAUAGUUUGAUAGUCAUAAAUCAGCAGAGAAUGCAUUGUAAUUAAAUAAUACAAUAAUGCAUGGUCUUUCAAUUUUGGUGUAUGAAUCAAAUCGUAAAGGAAUUGAAUUUUAAGCUCGCAAUUAAUAUGCUAAAUGUAUUUGAUUUGUAUUUAAUAAGAGAUUAUAUUGCUCAAUAAACAUAAGGUAUAAUCCAUUCUGCAGAACUGCCACGAAAUGAUUAGUUUAGUAAAUGGUUACCACAUUCACAAAUACUACCUAAAUCUUAAACAGGAAUGCCUCCUUUACCUAGUUAAUUUGCAGAAACUUUGAAUUUUGAUAAAGUUGAUGGAAAUUCUUAAUAUGAUUCAGAGGAAGAAGUGACAGAUGAUAAAUAGGAGGAUUUGUAAUAAUUUAUAUGAUUAAUAACCCCCUACAGUUCCUAACAAUUUGUUAAUACUAUCGAUAACAAUUUGACUUAGCUUUUGAAAUUCUCUGAUGGACAUCGGAUUUUUACAUCUUAGUAACUUCCAAGUAAUUAAUAAGUAGAAAAAUAAAUAUUUUAAUCUGAGAUAUUGCCUCAAAGUUUUAUUAUUUAUAAUCUUAGAAAAACUUAUUACUAAAGUGCUUUAUGCAAAUUGGUUUGAUCCAAACCAAACAACCAUGUCAAUGAUUUAUAACAUUUUUAGUACUUUUGGAAAUAUACAAAAAAUGAUAUUUUUUAAGACUAAAUGUAAUGUUUUAAUAGAGUAUUCAACUGAAGUAAGCGUUAAAUUUUUGUUAACAAAUUUUAAUGAAGGAAAUCCAACACUAUUUGGAUAAAAACUAAAAGUAAACAUCUUUCUAAAAUUUUAGGUAUAUCCAUCAAAUUAUGAAUUCAUAUUCUUUAGAAACUGUGAGGAAGGAUAAUUACCAAAAAAUACUGAAGAAGAAGAAUUCUAUAUGGGUAAUGAAGCCUCGUUUAGAUAUAAAGAUAACAAUUUUAAAUAUUUAGUGGCACCAUCUUAAUAAAUAAUGUUGACAAAUUUGAAAAAAGAAUUUUGUGAAGAAGGAAUAAUAUAUAAUACAUUUUCAAAGUUUGGUGCAAUUGAAAAGAUUAAGUAUUAUAAAUAAAAUAUAUAAAACUAGAAUAUUUUGUGAAGAGAAGAAUAAAAAUAAAUGUCUAAUUAGAUAUUAAGAUAUGGAAUCUGCAAUUUAAGCAAUGGCAAUAAUGCAUAAUUAUGAUUUUAAUAAGAGAAAAAUUUAGAUUUUUUUUUCAAAAAAUAAAUCAUGA
Messenger RNA from Paramecium sonneborni, 1432 nucleotides. The record is from the annotation of a GenBank genome assembly. Lineage: Eukaryota; Ciliophora; Oligohymenophorea; Peniculida; Parameciidae.